This is a messenger RNA of Chionomys nivalis (European snow vole), 2587 nucleotides long. RefSeq names its product TSPY like 1 (gene Tspyl1). The record is from RefSeq and is a predicted model, not a curated record. The transcript has a single exon. Gene Ontology annotation, molecular function: chromatin binding; histone binding. Lineage: Eukaryota; Metazoa; Chordata; Mammalia; Rodentia; Cricetidae. Gene Ontology annotation, cellular component: chromatin; nucleus. The coding region runs from base 90 to 1199 and encodes 369 amino acids. Gene Ontology annotation, biological process: nucleosome assembly.
CGCCCUGGAGACAGAGAAGGGGCGUAGCGGGCUGCGUGCGCUCGGAGGGGAGUUGUGUGUACACCGAGGGUGACGCGACCGGACCCGACAUGAGCGGCCCGGAGCAGGACGAGGGGACCCCUGUGCCUCCCAGCCACGGCCUCUGCGAUGCUGACAGUGUCCCGGGGAGCCCAGGCGGGCGUCCGCUGCUCGGCGAGGGCAGCUCGGCCACCGUGCUGACAGGUGAGGGCCUAGCGGAGACCGUGGCGAGCCCGGCGCCGCGGGGUGUCGUGGGGCUUGAGCCCCAGAUGCUGGUGACCGCGGCCGGGCAGGGAGAGACUCCGCCUCCCGCCUCGAGUCUCCCGGCCGCUGCGCCCGUGGCUCCGGAAGACGGAGAGACGGCCAAGGCCGACGACAUCGCAGUGGCUGCAGCAGCUGAACCGUCUCAAGUGGCGAUGGAAGGAAAGGAGGAGGUGAUGGAGGUGGAGCAGAAGCCCCCGGGUGAAGAGAUGGAGAUGCUGGAGGCGAGUGGAGGGAUGAGGGAGAUGGAGGAGGAGGCAGGGCCCUGGCAUCUGGGCAUAAAUCUCCGCAUGAACCCCUUGGAGGCCAUCCAGCAGGAACUGGACACUGUGAACGCUCAGGCUGACAGGGCCUUCCAACAUCUGGAGCAGAAGUUUGGGCGGAUGCGGCGACACUAUCUGGAACGGAGGAACUACAUCAUUCAGAAUAUCCCAGGCUUCUGGAUGACUGCCUUCCGGAACCACCCUCAGUUGUCCGCCAUGAUCAGGGGUCAGGAUGCAGAGAUGUUAAGGUACGUAACCAACCUGGAGGUGAAGGAACUCAGACACCCUAAGACUGGCUGCAAAUUCAAGUUCUUUUUUCGGAGAAACCCCUACUUCAGAAACAAGCUGAUCGUCAAGGAAUAUGAAGUGAGGUCUUCCGGUCGAGUGGUGUCUCUUUCCACUCCGAUCGUAUGGCGAAGGGGACAUGAGCCCCAGUCCUUCAUUCGCAGAAACCAAAACCUCAUCUGCAGCUUCUUCACCUGGUUUUCAGACCACAGCCUUCCAGAAUCCGACAGAAUUGCUGAGAUUAUCAAAGAGGACUUGUGGCCAAAUCCACUGCAGUACUACCUGUCCCGGGAUGGAAUCCGUAGACCCAGGCGUCGCCCAGUAAGAGAGCCUGUGGAGAUUCCCAGGCCCUUUGGCUUCCAGUCCGGCUAACCUUUGCCUUCGAAAAUACAGCUGAAACAUGUCCCUUCUCACCUGUGCUUGAGCAAAUGCAGCGGGUAUGCAGUGAUUUUGAUUUUUUUUUCCUCCUGACUUCUGCAUCUUCUCUUUGGACAGUGUCUCAACCUCAAGAUUAAGAGACUACGGACAUGCUUCUGCUUUGAUGCUGUCUGUAUUCGUAUCUGCUAGUUCAUAUCCUUCAGAGCUUAACACGUGAUACUGAAGUUUGCACUGCUUGGACUCUGUUGUUUUCCUUCUGUCACCUGUUUACUGCCUCCUGGACUUCCUUUGCUUUGUCUAGGGGCCGUUUCUGUUACCUGUUGAGCAUGUGACAGUAUGGGCGCCAAGUUUGCAGACAGUUACUGAGCAUUAAUGAUGUUGUAGGAGAACAGGAGUGGGCCUCCUUUUGUGUGAUUUUUGUGACUCCUUUUCUGCACCACCACCUAUACUGCUUGCUGUUGCCUAUACCGAGCUCCACUGGCACUUGCCAAGGCUCCUCACCCUCACUCUGCCACCCCACCUUCUGUUAUUUCAAAUGAAAAGUAGUAGUUCAGAAGCAUCUGCAAGAUCAGCAGUCCAUUUAGACUAGUAGCAUUUCCAGGGAGGAUGCUCUGUCAGAGAGGCUGCAGAACUCUGGCUGCCUCAUCUGCUCUCCACCCAACUCCUUAGCUGGUUAGCAGUUCUGACAGGCUUAUAGGGGGAAGGCACUAGAUGGAAACCCGUGAGAUCUUCCUUGUAACAUACGGAAGAGCUAAAGAGGUUGUGAUGGGUACCCCUGUGAACUGGAAAGGGUUAGGAUCAAAUUAAGUCAGAUAAACAUUGGACUGAAAAUGAAGACCAGGCUGACUGAGAGUUUUCAAGUCCUGGUUGGCCAAUGGUGCAGUGAGGAGAAAUGUUUUCUCAGGAUUGCAAUAGAAAGUAUAUGGGGAGUUCCGAGUUAAUGAUUUAAAUCUACACAGGGCUUCUUUACAGCACAAGUUUGGGUUAUUUUCCUCUUCUUACUUGUGACCUGAUAUAGCUGAAAGGGUAAUAUUGUGCUCCUGUUUUACCAGCAUUUAGUAAAAUGCUACUUGUUUUUAUUUACUGGAAAAGUUUAAAUACUUUCUUUUCAUUUAUUUGAAAGCAUUUGGAAGAACAAUAGUCUUGAGUAUUCAUAACAGUUUUCAAUAUUAAUCUAAAUUCUUAGAAACAGUUUAGAUAAUCUGGUCUUUAUCAAGUUUGUCAAAUUAUUGUCUUCAUGGAAAAAUUUAUGUGAUUUGAUUGUCUUGGUAGCCUCUUAAAUUGCACAAUAGUUGUGAAAGUAAUCUGACAAUUAGAGCUAUACUGUUAGGAUAUUUGUUGUCAUUUAUAUACAAGAUGGUAAAUAAAGGCAUGGCACUCUG